Molecule: messenger RNA, 3096 nt
Organism: Moesziomyces aphidis
Lineage: Eukaryota; Fungi; Basidiomycota; Ustilaginomycetes; Ustilaginales; Ustilaginaceae
Source: the annotation of a GenBank genome assembly
AUGUUAGAGCUCGAUUCGAAUGCACCUCGGCGGUUUGGCCAUCGCAUCGUCGAGGGAGCGGCCACUCGUGCUCCUGGCGUCUAUUGCAAGCUUCUCGGCUACGCAAAGCGCCUCGCUCGCAUCCCUGCAGGCGCCGCGCCGCCCUCGUCGACCGCUUCAUCUCGUCGGCACACGCUGCAUCGCAGCCGAGACAUGGCCAUCAUGGACGGCGAUGAUAUGCAGAGACUGUGGUCUCUCAUCGAAGACCUCACAAACCAGCUCCAGGCCAACCGACAGCUCUGCGAAUCGCUCCAGCAGCAGGCAGACCAGCUGCGCGGACAGGCCAUCCACUCGGGCACCGGCUUUGCGCUCCGCCGCUUCAACACCGACAUCUCCAAGGAGAAGUUCGAGUCCGAGCUCGAGUCGCUCAACGUCCACCUUGUCAAGGAGAAUCUGGCGCUGUCGCAUGAGAACAAGCAGCAGGCGGUGCUGCUGCGCGAGUACGAAAACACGCUCGAGACCGUCAUGGCCAAGUUCCGCAGCUUCUCCCACUCCACACAGCAGCACACGCUUCAGCUCACACAGCACUACGAGUCGCUCCUCGCGCAGAACACACAUAAUGCAGCCCAGCAGACGCUCGCCGCAGAGACUGCAUUUAGCGGCACGCUCACCCAUCUCGGCGGCCUUGUCAGACGCGCCAUGCAGUCGCUCGACGGAGAGUUUAGCGACGACGACGACGACGAUGCCGGUGCUGUAGGUGAUGCGCAGCCGCGCAAGUCAAACCGCGGAUGGAUCCAGGAUCCAAAGUGGUACGGAUCGGGCGGGUAUACGGGCAAGGAUCCCGCUGCGUUGCGCGCCGACGACGCGCUCGAGCACUUGACCGAAGAGGAGCGCCUGCGCAUGGAGAACGAGACGUUCCGCGAACUACUCGGCCUCAAGGAGAAGAGCGACGCGCUCUUAUCCACACUGCCCAACGCCGAAGCGGGCGCUGUCGUGCACGCGUCCAAACCACUCUCACCCGCCGAGAGGCGUGCGUCACUCACUGUGGACGAAGCAGCCAUCGCGGCAGAGGCGAGCGGUCAGCCCUCGUCGAACGCGCUCCAGGUCUCGUCCACCUUGCGGCCCGACGACAAGCCAUCCAGCCCCGGCGCCACAAUACCCUCGGCAACGCGCUCGCCCAAGCUCGCUCCCACGCUGGAGCGAAAGGAACAGAUCAUCGAGGAGGCCAUCCUGGCAGACGAAGAGCAGGACACCGAGCGAGGCCGAAGGGCCGCCGAUGCAAGUCCCGUCAUCAGUGCCGACUCCACCGCGUUCGAGCGCGUCACCGCUGCGGCCCCGGCUGGCACGGCUGCGGACGAGGCCGAGUCGGCACCUUCCUCGAUCCAGGAGCUGCGUGCUGCCGCAUCGCAGUCGCAGGCGGUGGCAGAGCCGCCAGUGCAGUCCGAGACAGUCGAGGCUGGUGCGGAUGCAGACGCCAUCACGCCCAUCGACGAGGUCGACACGAUUCAAGCGGCGGAGCCAGCAACGAGCGAAGGACCCAAUCUGGUCGCCGAGGCCGCGCCGCCUGCGCUCGUUUCGACGGGCAUGGAAGAUGCGGACGCGCUGUCGUCCAAGACUACAGUCACCUCGGUCUCGGGAUCCCAGGCGGCUGAUGCGGUGGUGGACUCGACGACCAGCAGCAGUAGCAGCGUCUCGCCAAAGUCGGAGCCGUCUUCUCUCACCACACCAUCGGACACUUCUUCGACCGAAGCCAGCUCGCCCGUCGUGAGUGACGAUGCUGCUCUACCGAAUCAGGAGAGCGAGGCAUUGGACGAGGCUACGAGCAGCGUCUCUGCUGCCCAGCCCACGGAUGAGGCCUCAGAAGCGGAGCCGCCGGUGGCGAGUAUUCCCGCCGAGCCGUCCAAGGAAGACGAACAGAGUGCGCAAAAAGAAGCGGCGGCAGAAGUGACGGCUGGUGCACACACGGUGGCUAGUGAUGCCUCGUCGGGCAGUGAUGCGGACGAAGCGAACCCAGAUACCAAGUCGGAAGCGAUCGAGGCGGUCAAGGAUGCAGCCGCGGCCAAGAAUGUGCAGACACCCAAGGAACAGCCGGGCCAGGGCAAGAAGGCGGACGGCUCGGCAUCGCCCAGCAAGAAGGGCGGACGCCAUCGCGGCAAGGGCAGGCACCACCACAACUUUGGCGGCACGAUGGCUACGACACCACGGGCAUCGCAGCGGUUCUCGGUGCAGACGACAGCCAGUGCAUCGUCUGCCUCGUCGCAUCCCUACGCACCUCCACCGGAGAGCACGGAGGCUAGCACGGCGGCGACGUACUCGUUUGCAUCGACCUCCUCCAACCCGCCACCGUUCUCCUCGCGACGCACGUCGGUCAGCACUUUAUCGAGCACCGCCAACAGCUUCCACCAAGCAUCCCUCGUCUCUUCUCCUCCCUUGCACCGUCCUGUCUCGACUCGACAGGUAUCGACGGCGAGUACGGGGCUGGGAAGUCGAUUCGCAUCGUUCACCUCGGCUGCCGACGACACCCCUGCAAGUAGGGUGGAUAUUGUGGAUCGACCGAGAGACAAGACGCGGCAGAACGAGGUGAAUGCAUCGGCGCUCUCGUUUCUGUUUGGCGAGAUCGUGAGCUAUACGCAGAACCGCGUUACGGGCGUGACGGAUCUGGAGAAGCGACUGUCGCUGAUCGGGUACAGGGUCGGGCAGAGAGUGUUGGGCAUGGCAAUGCAUCGACAGGAGAUGCUGCAGAAUCCCAAGAACCCCAAGCGCGAGACCAAGUUGCUGCCGACAUUGCUCUGGAUCCACACGGCGUUUUGGAAGGCGGCGUUUGGCAAAGCGGCCGACUCACUCGAACGGUCCACCGAGCCAGGAAGAUCCGACGAAUAUAUGAUCUCGACCAAUGUGCCGACGUUUAGUCGGGCGAUCUGUGUGCCCAACGACAUGUCGCAGCUGUCCGUCGAAGCGAUCACAGCAGGCAUGGUGGAAGCCGCCCUGGACGGACUGGGAUUUCCGGCGCGCGUUACGGCACACACGGUGGGCACCCCACAAUACCCUCAACGCACCACGAUCCUCAUCAAGCUCGACGCGGCGGUGAUGCAGCGUGAAGAAGCACUUGCAUCGUAG